UUCCUGGAGCUCGCCUUUUCGCCGUCCGGCCUGAGAACGCUCUCCCGGUAGUUUGGUUUGGAGGGUGUUUUCUAGGACGUCAACACGUCCUAGAUUGAGACGCGGACUUUCCGUCAGUGCUGUAACAGCUUCCGGCUCUACCUGGCUGUUGAUACUCUGUAUCUGAGGCGGUGUCCCCUGGAAGGAGACCGAGCUUUAUAGAGAUAUUCGGAGGAAGCCUACGGUAACCUACAUCAGCCCGCCAAGAUGGCGAUGCAAGCGGCCAAGAGGGCGAAUAUUCGCCUCCCACCUGAAGUAAAUCGGAUUUUGUAUAUAAGGAAUUUGCCAUACAAAAUCACAGCGGAAGAAAUGUACGAUAUAUUUGGGAAAUACGGACCUAUUCGUCAAAUCAGAGUAGGGAACACACCUGAAACCAGAGGAACUGCCUAUGUAGUCUACGAGGACAUCUUUGAUGCGAAGAACGCAUGUGACCACCUCUCGGGCUUCAACGUCUGUAACAGAUACCUCGUGGUUUUGUAUUAUAAUGCUAACCGGGCCUUCCAGAAGAUGGACACCAAGAAGAAGGAGGAGCAGCUGAAGCUUCUCAAGGAAAAGUACGGCAUCAACACAGAUCCCCCCAAAUGAGUAACAGCCAUGCCCAGCCCCGGUUGCUCUUCUUUUUAAUUAAUACUGAAUAUUGUGAUUUCUUAUUUGAGGCCAAGAAUGACUUGUUUGAAACUUUUCUAAACACUAGAAUAUAUUAUGUUAAUAAACUGGUAGCUUUUUGUAAAA
Messenger RNA from Meriones unguiculatus (Mongolian gerbil), 771 nucleotides. RefSeq names its product splicing factor 3b subunit 6 (gene Sf3b6). The transcript has 4 exons. Lineage: Eukaryota; Metazoa; Chordata; Mammalia; Rodentia; Muridae. Gene Ontology annotation, molecular function: mRNA binding. Gene Ontology annotation, cellular component: ribonucleoprotein complex; nucleus; cytoplasm. The record is from RefSeq and is a predicted model, not a curated record. The coding region runs from base 247 to 624 and encodes 125 amino acids.